UAUCAACGUACCCAUCCCUACCACAGAUCGGGGAGAACAGACUCAUAACAAAGCCAAUUCUACAUAUUUACCUGACCUCAAUACCUUCCCUCCCUUUUCCUCUCUCUCUUCAAACACAUUGACAAUUUGUCCCCAAUCUCAGUCCUACACAGACUGAGUGACUAUUGUCUCAAUGCCUAACGUAUCCUUUGACGUCUUCUUUGACAAGGACUUUAUCAACAUCACAGCUACCCGAGGAAUCAAAGCUCCCAAAGCCAAACCAGAGUGGAAAGUUCGAACCGUCCCAAAACUUCCUCCUAAGCCAAUCGAGGAAGUCCACGACGGUGCUCCACGACCACCUGUUCGCGAGAAAUUGACCCAUACUCGUCAACCACUUCAAGCAGCCAAGCAGAACAAAGCUGACAACUCCGACGCCACUUCCGAGACAGCUGAGAGAAAGAAGCCAGCCAAACUUGGUCCUAAGAAGUCUGCCACAGCAGCCUAAACAACCAUGGCAACUCAAUGGGUUCUGGGCAAGGUCUCUGAUGCCCUUGCCCCAACGAUCUCGAACACGGUGUCGAGUGCGGGCUCCUUCGCAGGCGGAGCCGUGAAUGCGGUUGGAAACACCAUCAACGGUGUAGGAGAAGGUAUCAACGGUUCGAUCAAAAGAUACGGAGAUGGAGUCAAGGACUAUGGUAAUGCAGUCAUGGAUUGGACGGGAGCAGGUGCAGUCAGGGCGGGGACUGCAGCAAACCCGCUAGGGCUGAGUGCCAACAAGGCGGGAGGAAAGGUUGCAGUGACGAGCCCAUCUAUCUACGCGCCACCAAAGUCAACGCCUUCCCAGAAGAUGCUGACGACGAGCAAGACAACGGGCACGCCCAUGGGUCAGAAGAAGAUCGCAGGUGCACCCCAGAAGAAGGCUCUGCCUGCCCCUGGUCCCACGCCAGUCGGUGCCAAAAAGGUCACAGGUGCUGGCGCUCCAGUGAAGAAGGCCGUUUCUGCUGCACCAGCAAAGACUCCCACACAUCCCAAUCCGGGUGCGUUGAGGAAGGCGCCGGCCGCGACGACAGCCAAGACCAAUGGGGUGACAGGCGCAGCUAAGAAGGUUACCGCUGUCAAGCCGAGUACUGCAACUGCCACCAAGACCACUAUCCCCAAGUCCACGACGACUGGUCGAGCGACCACAGCCUCGCGAGGGAAUCCUACAGCGGCGGCUAACCCUCUCGGCCUUGCCUUUUGAUCUUAUGGUAUGAAGACGAUGACAUCUGUUUGUGUAUUUGUAUGAAUGUGGAGAAUAGAUGUCUAAGUGUCGCGUGGGGUGUUGUGGUCCAUAGCUAUAUCAUGUUACAACAAUAUCAAAAUAUCAUGGUACUUUCUCGUUAAA
Molecule: messenger RNA, 1363 nt
Organism: Exophiala viscosa
Lineage: Eukaryota; Fungi; Ascomycota; Eurotiomycetes; Chaetothyriales; Herpotrichiellaceae
Exons: 1
Coding region: 491-1219 (242 amino acids)
Source: RefSeq, a predicted model, not a curated record